CAAAGGGAACACGUGGCUAAGGAUAUCGAGACGACGGCGGAGCAAGGCGGAGGCGAGUUCUCAGCCAAGGACUACCACGAUCCACCGCCAGCACCAUUGAUCAACUUCGACGAACUCACCAAAUGGUCGUUUUAUAGGGCGUGUAUCGCCGAAUUCAUUGCCACCCUUCUUUUCUUGUAUGUCACGGUGCUGACCGUGAUCGGUCAUAAAGUCCAAACCGACCCGGCCAAGAACACCGUUGACCAGGACUGCGGUAGCGUUGGCAUUCUCGGUAUUGCUUGGGCUUUUGGUGGCAUGAUCUUCAUCCUCGUUUACUGCACCGCCGGUAUCUCAGGGGGACACAUCAACCCGGCGGUGACGUUUCGACUUUUCUUGGGGCGUAAGGUAUCGCUGAUCCGAGCCAUCAUGUACAUGGUGGCUCAGUGCUUGGGUGCAAUCUGCGGCUGUGGGUUGGUCAAGGCUUUCCAAAAGACUUACUACAACAGCUACGGUGGUGGUGCCAACGAGCUGCAACCGGGCUUCAACAAGGGCACCGGCUUCGGCGCUGAAAUCAUCGGCACCUUCGUUCUCGUCUACACCGUCUUCUCGGCCACCGAUCCCAAGAGGAGCGCCAGGGACUCCCAUGUUCCUGUGCUGGCACCGCUCCCCAUCGGAUUCGCCGUGUUCAUGGUUCACCUUGCCACAAUCCCCAUCACCGGCACCGGCAUCAACCCUGCAAGGAGCUUUGGAGCUGCUGUGAUUUACAACAAAGAAAAGGCUUGGGAUGAUCAAUGGAUGUUCUGGGUUGGACCCUUCAUCGGAGCUGCCAUUGCUGCCUUUUACCACCAGUACAUCCUAAGAGCAGCAGCCAUUAAAGCCCUUGGAUCAUUCAGGAGCAAUGCUUAAAAUAUACCUCCAUUUUCAUACAUAAUUACAUCAACAACAAAUGAAAACGAGUGCACGCUUGUGUUGGGGGAGGGUUCCC
Molecule: messenger RNA, 964 nt
Organism: Hibiscus syriacus
Lineage: Eukaryota; Viridiplantae; Streptophyta; Magnoliopsida; Malvales; Malvaceae
Product: probable aquaporin PIP2-2
Exons: 3
Biological process (GO): transmembrane transport
Cellular component (GO): plasma membrane
Molecular function (GO): water channel activity
Source: RefSeq, a predicted model, not a curated record